AUGACUGAUUCCAAGUACUUCACCACUACGAAGAAAGGAGAGAUAUUCGAGUUGAAAUCGGAACUAAACUCUGACAAAAAAGAGAAAAAGAAGGAGGCCGUUAAAAAGGUUAUAGCAUCCAUGACAGUUGGAAAAGAUGUCUCAGCGUUGUUCCCCGAUGUCGUGAAUUGCAUGCAGACAGAUAACUUAGAACUGAAAAAACUGGUGUACUUAUACUUAAUGAAUUAUGCAAAGUCACAGCCAGACAUGGCUAUCAUGGCGGUCAAUACUUUUGUCAAGGACUGUGAGGAUUCAAAUCCAUUGAUUCGGGCUUUGGCUGUACGGACUAUGGGAUGCAUUCGAGUGGACAAGAUUACAGAAUAUCUAUGCGAGCCAUUAAGAAAGUGCCUGAAAGAUGAAGAUCCUUAUGUCCGGAAGACUGCAGCCGUGUGCGUCGCAAAGCUAUAUGAUAUCUCUUCAAGCAUGGUUGAAGAUCAGGGCUUCUUAGAUCAACUAAAAGAUCUGUUGAGCGAUUCGAAUCCUAUGGUAGUAGCAAACGCUGUGGCAGCCUUAUCAGAAAUCAACGAAGCUAGCGUUUCUGGACGGCCCCUUGUUGAAAUGAAUGCCCCAACGAUCAACAAGCUGUUGACUGCGUUGAACGAAUGUACUGAAUGGGGUCAGGUGUUCAUCCUGGAUGCGUUGUCCAACUACUCGCCGCGUGACGCCCGCGAGGCGCACUCCAUCUGCGAGAGGAUCACGCCCCGCCUGGCGCACGCCAACGCCGCCGUCGUGCUCUCCGCUGUCAAGGUGCUGAUGAAGCUGAUGGAGAUGGUGUCCGCGGACACGGAGCUGGUGAGCACGCUGUCCCGCAAGCUGGCGCCGCCGCUGGUGACGCUGCUGAGCGCGGAGCCCGAGGUGCAGUACGUGGCGCUGCGGAACAUCAACCUCGUCGUGCAGAAGCGACCAGACAUACUCAAACACGAGAUGAAGGUGUUCUUUGUGAAGUACAAUGACCCGAUCUACGUGAAACUGGAGAAACUGGACAUAAUGAUCCGACUAGCUUCCCAAGCCAACAUAGCCCAGGUGCUCGGGGAACUGAAGGAGUAUGCCACCGAAGUCGACGUGGACUUCGUCCGGAAGGCCGUCAGGGCUAUAGGCAGAUGCGCUAUCAAGGUAGAGCCGUCGGCGGAGCGUUGCGUCUCAACAUUACUAGAGCUGAUCCAGACCAAAGUGAACUACGUCGUGCAAGAGGCUAUUGUGGUGAUCAAAGACAUAUUCAGAAAGUACCCGAACAAGUAUGAGAGCAUCAUCAGUACGCUGUGUGAAAAUCUUGACACUUUAGACGAGCCUGAGGCUAGGGCUUCCAUGGUAUGGAUUGUGGGCGAAUACGCGGAACGUAUCGACAAUGCAGACGAACUUCUAGAUUCGUUCCUCGAAGGGUUCCACGAUGAAAACGCACAGGUACAACUGCAACUCCUCACGGCCGUUGUGAAACUGUUCCUGAAACGUCCAGCCGACACGCAAGAGCUAGUGCAGCACGUGCUUAGUCUGGCAACACAGGAUUCGGACAAUCCCGACUUGAGAGACCGCGGCUUCAUCUACUGGCGUCUACUGUCGACGGACCCGGCCGCGGCCAAGGAAGUGGUCCUGGCAGACAAGCCUCUCAUAUCGGAGGAGACUGAUCUUCUGGAACCCACGCUGCUGGACGAACUCAUCUGCCACAUCAGCUCGCUGGCUUCAGUCUAUCACAAGCCACCGACGGCAUUCGUUGAAGGCCGCGGCGCCGGAGUCCGCAAGUCCCUGCCGUCCCGAGGUGUUGUCGCCGAGGAAACGAGCACACAACAACCCACAGUCAUCCCGAAUCAGGAGUCGUUGAUCGGCGAUCUAUUGUCUAUGGACAUCGGAGGUCCCCCCCCGGCCCCGGCGCCCUCUUCCAACGUCGACCUCCUCGCCGGCGGACUUGAUGUUCUCUUAGGCGGCGGGCCGGAGCCGGGCGCGUCCGCCGCGGCGGUCCCCGGCGGCGCCUCGGGCCUGCUCGGCGACAUCUUCGCCGUCUCCGCCGCGCCCGCCUCCUACGUGCCGCCCAAACAGUGCUGGCUGCCCGCCGACAAAGGAAAAGGUUUGGAGAUUUGGGGCACAUUCAGCCGUCAGAACGGUCAGCCUCGGAUGGAGAUGACAUUCACUAACAAGGCGAUGCAGCCGAUGACAGGUUUCGCCAUACAACUCAAUAAGAACAGUUUCGGCGUGUAUCCUGUGGGCGGGCUGGCGGUGGGCGCGGUGGGGGCGGGCGCGGGCGCGGAGGCCGCGCUGCCGCUCGCCACGCACGGGCCCGUGCAACGCAUGGACCCGCUCAACAACCUACAGGUCGCGAUAAAGAACAAUAUAGAUGUUUUCUACUUCGCCUGCCUGAUCCCCGCUCACAUAUUAUUCACGGAAGACGGACAGCUAGACAAACGUGUGUUCCUCACGACUUGGAAGGAAAUACCCGCAGCGAACGAAGUACAACACACGCUAUCGAACGUUGUGGGAACAGCCGAUUCUAUCGCUCAGAAAAUGACCCUAAACAAUAUCUUUACUAUCGCUAAACGUAAUGUUGAAGGCCAGGAUAUGUUAUAUCAGUCAUUGAAGUUAACUAACAACAUCUGGGUGUUGCUAGAGUUGAAACUUCAGCCCGGCAACCCCGAAGCGACGCUCAGCUUGAAGUCCCGAACUGUAGAGGUCGCCACGUGUAUAUUCCAAGCCUACGAAGCUAUUAUCAAAUCGUAAUCUCAAAUUUGAAUUGUGUAUGUAUAUUUUGCAAUUAAAGUAUUCCAGUAGUUAAGUAUGUUUCGCGACCUUUUUUUUUUAUCAGUUAUUACUGUUUAACAGCAUUUAUUAUGUAGUCCGAUUUAUAAAAAUAUUUGUAACGUAACUAUACAAUAAAAUUAGAACUUUUAAUUUGACUGAAUUACAUCGCAAAAUAUUAAUUAAAUAAAAUUAUAUUAGAAACGUUAUAUUGUAUAGCCAAUCAUCGUAUCUUGUUUAUAAGUUAUGUAAAAUUUAUUAAUUACUUAAUAAAUGUUAUGAACAAAA
Molecule: messenger RNA, 3051 nt
Organism: Bombyx mandarina (wild silkworm)
Lineage: Eukaryota; Metazoa; Arthropoda; Insecta; Lepidoptera; Bombycidae
Gene: AP-1-2beta
Product: adaptor protein complex 1/2, beta subunit
Biological process (GO): intracellular protein transport; vesicle-mediated transport
Cellular component (GO): membrane coat; clathrin adaptor complex
Molecular function (GO): clathrin binding
Source: RefSeq, a predicted model, not a curated record